AUGACACUCAUUAGGAUCAUUUAUAAUGGCCAACGACCGCGUACGCGAUGGCGAACGGCACAAAUUACAUUUUACAUAAUGCCAUCCCUACUCGAUGCAUUCGUCCUCGCGGAAAUAUACGUUCGUAUAAAAAGAAAGAGAGAGCCACCGAACGAACGAUUGACAGUUUGUUGUUCAUUGCGAUUUCCGAAGAUGACGAAGUUUGCGAUCGUCGCGAUCGUCCUUUUGGUGAGCGUCGCCUCGCAAUCCCAAAGAAUAAUUAGAGAAACGUCCACGCAAGUCCCAGAUGCAAAUGCUGUGGCUAUCCGGGACAUCCUGCAGAAGAUCUCGAGCGGAGAAUCGAGCGCGAAGUACGACGCAAAGCUCGUCGAGAUCAUUAAGGAGGAGAUCGUGAGAACCGCGGAGGAGAUAAAGACGCCCGCAGGAUCGAUCGAGGCGGCCGCGAAAAAGGCUCAGAUACUGGUAUCUGAAUUGACCUCGGCGUAUACGAGCGCCAUUUAUAAAUCCAAGUCGCUCGUGGAGGGUCGAGAAAAUUUCACGCGCUUUCAAAUCACCGUUCAGGCAAUCGUGGAUUUUAUCAAAAACGGUCAAUUCUUGACAUAGUCAUUAAUAAGCGUUUGAAUUUUCGGCCGAGCUGAAUAUUUCCGUUUUCUUCCACUGUCAAUUGCAAGCUAUUGCCUAUGUAUCGAUAACGUUAGAUGUGCUGUAGAGAAUAGAUAAAUAUAGUUGUGAUUUAAUCAUGUA
Molecule: messenger RNA, 744 nt
Organism: Cataglyphis hispanica
Lineage: Eukaryota; Metazoa; Arthropoda; Insecta; Hymenoptera; Formicidae
Exons: 2
Coding region: 1-603 (200 amino acids)
Source: RefSeq, a predicted model, not a curated record